AUGUUUAAUCCUAAGACCUUCUUAGCUUAUAGCUCACCACGUGAGAAUUAUCCAGGGCUAAAUGACGUUUCAACUCAACUCCUCGAUAUCUACGUUGUCGGCACCAACUGCUAUGGUGAACUUGGGUUGGGAAGUCUAACGAAGAAGUCCGAACUAUCACGCCCAGUACUGAAUUCAAAGCUGGAUGUUUUAUCUACUGGAGUCAUCUAUAUCGCGGUGGGGGGUGUACAUUCUGCUGCUCUGACUCAUGAUAAUCGAAUCCUUACAUGGGGUGUUAAUGAUGAGGGGGCUCUAGGGAGAGAUACCAAACAGGAUGACAACGAUGAUACUCAAAACGGAGGAAACAGCUCAGAUGAAGAAAGCGACGAAGAUGAAGUCGAUCUCAAUCUUAAAGAAGCCACCCCACUCCCUGUUGAUUCUUCUUUUUUCCCCAGUGGGACUGUCUUCACACAACUUGCUGCUUCGGAUAGUGCUACUUUUGGCCUAACAACAGAAGGCCUGGUAUAUGGCUGGGGAACGUUCCGGGGAGAAAAUGGAGGAAUAGGCUUUUCGCCCAAAGGCAAGGAAGAGCAACGAACGCCUAUCCUUAUCCCUGCUAUCAAGGAUAUAAUCAGCAUUGUCGCCGGCGCACAGCAUAUUCUCGCAUUAUCCUCAAACGGCUCCGUGUUCGGUUGGGGCUGUGAUGAGCAAAACCAACUUGGAAGACGCCGAGCAACCCGCCACAACGCAAAAUCCCACCAUCUCAUACCAGACCUCUGUGCUGUUCCAUCCGGAAUCCGAACAAUCGGAGUAGGGCUGUACCAUUCCUUCGCAAUCCACAAAACCGGCACCGUAUAUGGAUGGGGCUCCAACAAUUUUGGACAAACAGGCGUUUCAAGUGCAGCUGGUCUACGCGACGCUAUUGUAGCCUAUCCCGAUAAAGUCCCUGGUCUCCAAACGCAUGGUACUAUUACCUCCGUGUUUGGCGGCAAAGAUCACAGCAUUGCUCUCACUGAGACGGGGAAGUGUCUUGUCUGGGGCCGAAUCGAUAAUAAGGCACUUGGUAUCCCGCUCGAAGAAAUGUCUAAGUCAUAUGUGAUCUACGAUGAGUAUGGUAGACCACGAAUUCUGAAAGAACCUUAUCUUCUGUCGGGAUUUGGUGAGGAUCCGGUGGACUUUGCUACUGCGGGUAGUGAUCAUUCUUUUGUGAUUACGAGAUCUGGGAAGGCCUAUAGCUGGGGCUUUAAUACGCAGAGUCAAGCUGGUCAGCCUGGUAUUGAUGAGGUUGAGAAGCCUACGCUUGUUAAGAGUAAGUAUGUUGAUGGCAAGAAAUUGGUUGCUGCUGCUGGUGGUGGCCAGUUUAGUAUCAUUGUUGGGGUGAGUGAUCACUCGCGUAAAAAGAAGAGUUCUAAAAAAUGA
Penicillium angulare is the source of this 1398-nucleotide messenger RNA. RefSeq names its product RCC1 domain-containing protein. Gene Ontology annotation, cellular component: cytoplasm. The transcript has 2 exons. Gene Ontology annotation, molecular function: guanyl-nucleotide exchange factor activity. The record is from RefSeq and is a predicted model, not a curated record. The coding region runs from base 1 to 1398 and encodes 465 amino acids. Lineage: Eukaryota; Fungi; Ascomycota; Eurotiomycetes; Eurotiales; Aspergillaceae.